GGGGGGGGGGGCGCGGGGCCGCGGAAGCGCCAGCGCUACGUGGAGAAGGACGGCAAGUGCAACGUGCAGCACGGCAACGUGCGCGAGACCUACCGCUACCUGACCGACAUCUUCACCACCCUGGUGGACCUCAAGUGGCGCUUCAGCCUCCUCAUCUUCAUCCUGGCCUACGCCCUCACCUGGCUCUUCUUCGGCCUCAUCUGGUGGGUCAUCGCCUACAGCCGCGGCGACCUGGAGCACCUGGGCGACCACAGCUGGACGCCGUGCGUCAACAACCUCAACGGCUUCGUGUCCGCCUUCCUCUUCUCCAUCGAGACCGAGACCACCAUCGGCUACGGCCACCGCGUCAUCACCGACACGUGCCCCGAGGGCAUCGUGCUGCUGCUGCUGCAGGCCAUCCUGGGCUCCAUGGUCAACGCCUUCAUGGUGGGCUGCAUGUUCGUCAAGAUCUCGCAGCCCAACAAGCGCGCCGAGACGCUGGUGUUCUCCUCGCACGCCGUGGUGUCGCUGCGCGACGACCGCCUGUGCCUCAUGUUCCGCGUGGGCGACCUGCGCGACUCGCACAUCGUCGAGGCCUCCAUCCGCGCCAAGCUCAUCCAGUCCAAGCAGACGCAGGAGGGCGAGUUCAUCCCGCUGGACCAGACCGACCUGAGCGUGGGCUUCGAGACGGGCGACGACCGGCUCUUCCUGGUGUCGCCGCUCAUCAUCAGCCACGAGAUCGACGAGCGCAGCCCCUUCUGGGACGUGUCGCGCGGGCAGCUGGAGAGGGACGACUUCGAGAUCGUCGUCAUCCUCGAGGGCAUGGUGGAGGCCACGGGGACACGUUGUUCCUUUGGGGACACAACCAUGGGGCCAUCAUCUUGUGGGACGUGCCAUCCUUGUGGGGACACAUCCGUAGGGACGUCACCUCCAUGGGACGCGUCGUCCUUGUGGGGACAUCAUCUUCUUGGGACCCAUCACCUCCAUGGGGACAGAUUGUCUCCUUGGGGACACCAUCUCCGUGGGGACACCACCACGGGGACAGACAGUGUCCAUGGGGACACGCUGUGGAUGACCUGCCAGGUGUGCAGCUCCUACCUGGCGGAUGAGGUGGGGUCAGGGAGAUUCAGGUACAGGGGUGCCCUCAGAUUCAGGAAUUGGGUUCCCCCAGAUGCAGGAAUUGGGUUCCCCCAGAUUCAGGUAUUGGGGUCCCCCUCACCCCUCCCAUUUUGGGGUUCCCCCGACCCCCCGUGCCCCCCAGGGAUGACCUGCCAGUUGUGCAGCUCCUACCUGGCGGAUGAGGUGGGGUACAGGGGUCCCCCUCACCCCUCCCAUUUUGGGGUCCCCCCGUGCCCCCCGUGCCCCCCAGGGAUGACCUGCCAGGUGUGCAGCUCCUACCUGGCGGACGAGGUGGGGUCAGGGAGAUUCAGGGAUGACCUGCCAGGUGUGCAGCUCCUACCUGGCGGACGAGGUGGGGUCAGGGAGAUUCAGGAUGGUGGUGAUGGUUUUGGGGUGUCCCUGGGUUUGUGGGGCGAAGAGGACCCCAAAAUCUCUCAGGAGAGCAACAGGGCCAGCCCCGAGUCGCGGUGA
Ficedula albicollis (Collared flycatcher) is the source of this 1569-nucleotide messenger RNA. RefSeq names its product potassium voltage-gated channel subfamily J member 9 (gene KCNJ9). Lineage: Eukaryota; Metazoa; Chordata; Aves; Passeriformes; Muscicapidae. The record is from RefSeq and is a predicted model, not a curated record. Gene Ontology annotation, biological process: regulation of monoatomic ion transmembrane transport; potassium ion import across plasma membrane. The annotation marks the transcript as partial. Gene Ontology annotation, molecular function: inward rectifier potassium channel activity. Gene Ontology annotation, cellular component: plasma membrane. The transcript has 8 exons.